This is a messenger RNA of Fusarium odoratissimum NRRL 54006, 886 nucleotides long. RefSeq lists its product as uncharacterized. The record is from RefSeq and is a predicted model, not a curated record. The transcript is spliced from 2 exons. Bases 1 to 705 code for a protein of 234 amino acids. Lineage: Eukaryota; Fungi; Ascomycota; Sordariomycetes; Hypocreales; Nectriaceae.
AUGAAGGCCACUUUCUUCUCCGUUUUCGCCCUCGCCAUCUCGGCUAUCGCCUCUCCUGUUCCUGAGGUUCAGAAGGACACCCGCUCUGUUGAGCAGGUCAACGGUGCUAUUCACAGCGCUGAGAACAUCGUUUCCAAGGUCGGCGUUAAGCAGAUCGUCGAUGAGGCUACCAAGUCUCCUGCUAAGCGUGCUGCUAUCUCCAACCCUCAGGAGCUCAUCACUGUUCUCAAGAGCGGUGUUAGCAACAUCAACAAGAAGACCACUGGUCUGAGCUCUAUUGCUGAGAAGGUCAAGGCAGGUGAUCUUACCAAGGACGCCGGUGCUACCAAGGCCAUUCCUGGCUUCGAGUCCGUUCACUUCGAGCUUACUGAGAUCGUCACCAAGCUUACUGGUGCUGCUGGUCUCGAUGUUGCCGACUCUGAUGUCGACACUGUCCUUAACCUCGUUGUCGUCCUCGUCUCUGAGGUUCUCACUGCUGUCAAGACCAUCGUCACUGUUACCGGCCUCCGACCUCAGCUCAUCUCCAUCCUCCACUCUGUCUUCCAGAUCCUCACCAAGGUUCUAGUCCUCGUCAUUGGCCUCGUUUCCGCCAUUGUUCCUGGUCUGGUUGCCGGUCUUACUCCUCUCCUUGCUGGUCUCGGCAACGGUGUUCUGGCUCCUGUCCUCCUUCCCAUCACUGGCCUCCUUGCUAGCCUUGCUGUUUAAAUGGCUUCCUCCUGGGUUCAGCUACAUUAAGCACACUAUUAGCACAAACUUUUCGGAUAGGCCGAUAGCUACAUGAACUUAAUUCAUAAUUAUGAUAUUACGGGGGAGGCAUCUUGGGUUAAUGUCUAUGGCCAAUGGUCUUCUUUGUAUAUAAUUACUCUUACCAACAAAAGUUCGCGAU